AUGGGAGCUUUUAAUUCUAAAAAGAAGGAAAGUGUAAAGAUUGUUUGUUGCGGAUUGGAUAACAGCGGAAAAUCAACAAUUAUUAAUCAUUUAAAGCCAAAGAAGGAACGUGAAACAAAUGUUGUUCCAACUGUUGGUUACAGUCAAGAGAAUUUUGAUUAUGAGAAACUUAAUUUUACAGUGUUUGAUAUGUCUGGACAGGGAAAGUAUAGAAAUUUGUGGGAGAGUUUUUACGGGGAAGUGGAUGGAGUUAUCUUUGUUGUUGAUAGUGCUGAUCGUGUAAGAGUUGCAGUCGCAGAAGAUGAGCUGACAAUUCUGUUGAAAGAAAUUAAAGAAAGACCAAUACCAAUACUGUUCUUUGCCAACAAACAAGACUUGGCAAAUUCCCUUAGUUCCUCCGAAGUGUCUGAAUCUUUGAAAUUACACAACAUUUCAAAUAAGAGCUGGACCAUAGUUUCCUCAAAUGCUUUGAGUGGGGAAGGUAUUGGAGAUGGUGUGAAAUGGUUGAGUGAGGAAAUUCGAAAGAAGUUGGCUAAAUAA
Molecule: messenger RNA, 540 nt
Organism: Naegleria gruberi
Lineage: Eukaryota; Heterolobosea; Eutetramitea; Acrasida; Naegleriidae
Product: ARF/SAR family small GTPase
Exons: 1
Coding region: 1-540 (179 amino acids)
Biological process (GO): vesicle-mediated transport; protein localization to cilium; cilium assembly
Cellular component (GO): cytoplasm; axoneme
Molecular function (GO): GTP binding; GTPase activity
Source: RefSeq, a predicted model, not a curated record